ACUCGCGCACGAGCUGAUGCUUGGUGUCGGCUUACCCGGCCCUGGCGUUGGAUUGGGUGGUAACGGCGGCGGCGGUGGCAACAGUAUAUGCGGUGCGCUAAGUGGCGGCGGCGCUACAUCACCUACAACUUCCACCGCCUCUGCAGGUAUUGUCGGCUGUGGCAGUAGUAGUGGCAACGGCGGUAGCGGCAGCGGCUUUGGUAUAUUGCUGGGCUCUGCCUGCAGUACACUGCCACAUCCACCAUCAUCCGCAGCUGCAGCUGCUGCGGUGUCCAACGCUUUGGCAGCGGCAUCAGCAACAUGUGGCGCAGUGGGCAGUGCAACGGCGAAUUUAAAUAGAAAUUUGGUAAUACUCCGAAAUCAUUUGCGCAAAAACACAAACAUACCGGCAACAGUGACAUCGACGACAUCAGCGGCGCAGCUAGCAUCAGCAGCAGCAGCAUUGACGUCGCUGCCGCCAGCACCCACAGCCGUCAGCAUGGGUAUAUUUAACGACAUUACGCCCACCAACAGCGACACCAGCAUACUCAGCGGUGCGUUGAGCAGCGCCACCAUCAACAAUAUUAACACCAAUUUGGAUAGGGAUCAAUAGCGCAGCAGUAAAUUAAGUGGUAUUUUUCAUUUACUGCCGUUAUUUCGUUAUUUUAAUUAAAAAGCAACAACAAAUAA
Messenger RNA from Ceratitis capitata (Mediterranean fruit fly), 669 nucleotides. RefSeq names its product dirigent protein 10-like. Lineage: Eukaryota; Metazoa; Arthropoda; Insecta; Diptera; Tephritidae. The transcript has a single exon. Bases 17 to 592 code for a protein of 191 amino acids. The record is from RefSeq and is a predicted model, not a curated record.